AUGAGUUGCCUAGCAUGGAACUGUCGUGGGCUUGGGAACCUACGUACAGGAAGAGAGCUCGUUGAUAUCAUACGGGCAAAAGAUCCCUCUGUCGUUUUUUUAGCCGAAACUCUGACAGACGAUGCAAGGCUAGAACUAGUACAACGAAACAUUGAUUUUGACCAUAGAUGGGUGGUACCAAGAGAAGGCAGAAGCAGGGGAUUGGCUUUAUUUUGGAAGUCAACAGUGAAUUUGAAGGUUGAAAGUUCACAUAGGUAUUUCAUUGAUGCAACCAUUGACAAGGGUACGGAGGGAGAAUGGAGACUGACUGGGUUUUAUGGUGAACCAGAGACUACUAGAAGAUGGGACGCAUGGGAUAAACUUCGACAACUAAAUUCACAUCCGGGAGUUCCAUGGCUGUGUCUGGGUGAUUUUAAUGAGAUCACAAAACAAGAGGAAAAAGUAGGUGGAGCCAUUAGGCCGCACAAUCAGAUGCAACUAUUCCGUGAUGUGAUUGAUGAAUGCAGUUUCAUGGAUCUAGGUUAUGUGGGGCUGAAUUUUACUUGGAGUAAGCACUUUGCUAAUGGUAAUUCAAUUUGGGAAAGGCUUGAUAGGGGUCUAGCUACAAAUGGGUGGUUCUUAAAAUUUCCAGGUUCGAAGGUCUAUCACUUACAGUGUGAUUCUUCGGAUCAUAGACCGCUACUUGUUUUCUUUGCUCCAUUAGAUCUGCCUCAACGAAAGAGACCCUUCAGAUUCGAAGAAAUGUGGUUAUCAAACUCAGGCUGUGGGGAAACAGUGCAAGCUGCUUGGAACAAUUCGAGUGGGGCUGAAGGGAAUAGGGAGAUCCUUACAAAAAUUGAAAAAUGUGGGAAAGAUUUGGAUUGGUGGAAUAGAAACGUUUUUGGGAAUGUCCAACAAGAGUUGGUUAAGAAGAAGAAGUUGUUGCUUCAGGCAGAAAAUGAGGCUAUGAUCAGUGGUAUAAAUACUCGGGUUAGGGAGUUAAACUCAUAA
This is a messenger RNA of Quercus lobata, 990 nucleotides long. RefSeq lists its product as uncharacterized. The transcript has a single exon. Lineage: Eukaryota; Viridiplantae; Streptophyta; Magnoliopsida; Fagales; Fagaceae. The record is from RefSeq and is a predicted model, not a curated record. Gene Ontology annotation, molecular function: catalytic activity. The coding region runs from base 1 to 990 and encodes 329 amino acids.